AUGAAGCCCGAGUUGUCUGGGCAAAUGGAGGUGGAGGGUCUGCCAGGACGUACCCAAGCGUGCUCUAUGGAGCUUUCAAGACGGCAUUGUUCCGCAAGCAAGAGUCGCCAUGUUCGCCGUGAAGAAAUGCAUUGUGGUGACUGGCUGAAGCUAGAGAAAGUUACUUACAUAGAUUCUACUGGCUCGCGGGAACUCAUUUGGGAGCGCUUCGUCCGUACCACGCCGGCACACAACUCGCAUCGUACUCAAGUCCCGACGCUCGCUUCCUCGGCGGGUGCACUGAAUCGGUGUAACGAUGGCACGAAUAAAACAAAUGAGGUCUCACCGUCCGAAGCGAGGUCUGCGAGUGGCGCCACCUCUCAUGGCCGAACCGAGCACGACCUCGAAGGGUCAAAUAACCGCACUCAAACGGACGCUGUGAAAUCAGAUCGCGACUUCACCAGUCAAAUUUCUGGAGAACCGAAGGCAUCGGGACUGGCAAACGGCAGAAGUGAACCGAAAGAGAGGAGCUCUGUUGCAUCUAGGGAGGACAGCCCCGUUCUUGUGAAUGGCGUUCCUGGUUUCCAGGCGCAGGCUGACAGCGUGGCUGUCAUCGCCAUCACCACGGGCAGGGGGAGGGUUCUCAAAGACGACGAUACGGGCAUCAUCCUAGUGAGGCAGUACAGACCCGCUGUGGAUGCCAUCACGGUGGAGUUACCCGGCGGUCUCGUCGACAAGGGCGAGGACCUCGAGACGGCGGCACUGCGGGAACUGAAAGAAGAGACAGGUUUCGUCGGAAAAGUCGUUUCGGUGGGGCCGAAGGUGACUCAAAGCACGCUUGGCAGAGAAGAACUCCAUCUGGUGACCAUAUCGGUAGACCUCGAUUCCCCGGACAAUGCCGCUCCUCGCCAGCAGUUGGACUCUGAGGAAGACAUCGAGGUCACUAUAAUUCCUCUGCAAACCCUUUGGCAGGAGCUAAACAGUUUCUCACAGGAAGGAUAUACAAUAUUUGACAGUCUCUACAGUUUCGCGUAUGGCAUGCAGCUACAUGCACAAGGCUGUACCUCGAAGGCUUUCGUGCUCGAACCCUCGGUAGGACCCGACGGGAAGUGA
This is a messenger RNA of Besnoitia besnoiti, 1092 nucleotides long. Its product is annotated as hydrolase, NUDIX family protein. Lineage: Eukaryota; Apicomplexa; Conoidasida; Eucoccidiorida; Sarcocystidae. The record is from RefSeq and is a predicted model, not a curated record. Gene Ontology annotation, biological process: ribose phosphate metabolic process; nucleoside phosphate metabolic process. Bases 1 to 1092 code for a protein of 363 amino acids. Gene Ontology annotation, molecular function: hydrolase activity. The transcript has 6 exons.